AAAUACAAAGGGGAAGGUUCCCACUGUCUGACCUGUACCAUGUCUGCAAAAGAAUCCAUCACAUUGGCCUCGAUAACUUACUACUAUCAAGAGAACUAUUUCAACCACUUACUAAACGUUGCCGUAGAAGGUCUAGAGGUAUGCCGUGAUGAUCCAGUGCUGCUUUUCUUCAAAGCUUUUGGAGAUUUAAUGGAAGGUCGUAUCCAAGAAGCCAUCAGAGACCUCGAGGCCAUCAGGGACAAGCAGACCGUGGCAUUGUGUUCAAUUAUUGCUCUCAUUCAUGCUCACAGAAAGAGCUCAGUAAUUGACCAGGAUGCCAUUCAUGAACUUGAAGCAGGGCUCAAAGACUGCCUUGAAACAGCAGGGGAAAAGUCGCUAUAUUAUGCUAGUAUGACCUUGUGGUUUACGGAUCGACUUGAAGAAGCUAGAGAGUAUUCUAGCCGACUGAUGAAAAUUUCUAAUGGAUCAAAGGAGGUGAGUCUCCAACAAAGCAUUAAGAUACAACAGAUCUUCAGACCAGCUUUAAUACUUAAAGGCUGGAUAGAACUUGCAGGCAAGAGUAGCAAGAUUGGGAAUUUAAAGAAGGCCAUCGGAUACCUAGAAGGAGGACUGCAGAAUUCAAAAGAUAUCUUUGGUCUGAUGGGAAAGGUCUAUUACCUUCUGAAGAAGCAGAAUUUCCUGGUUGCCCUGGAAACAGUCAAUCAGAUUAUUGCCACCAACCCCACAUUCCUGCCGGCACUGGUUCUGAAGAUGAAACUGUUUUUGGCCCAGAACAACUGGGACCAAACCCUGGAAACAGCAAAACGAUGCAGAUGUGACCUGUUAUGCACUUUGUACACUUGCCAGUGCGGGAGAAACCAGACCAUCCUGGAGCAGAUGCACAAUCUGGUGGAACACGCGCUAUACUUGGACCCCACCAACUCGCAGAUCGCUGCCGAGCUGGGAUUCCAGCUGAUUCUGCAGGAGAAGCCAUGGCUCGCAGCAAAGCAGUACACUGAGGCAAUGAAACUGGACGAAAGCAACAUCCCCGCACUGACAGGGAGAAUCCGAGCUGAGAUCCUGCUUGGGCAUUUGGAAGAUGCAGAACAGCAGCUGGAGUUCCUGAAGGAAGUGCAAGAAUUCAUUGGAACGUCCGGGGAGCUGGCUUAUCUUCAAGCUGUAUUGGCAGCAAAUAAAGGCAGAGGACCAAAAGUGAUCAUCAAGUUCUUGAACCAGGCUGUGGACAUUCACUUCACCUCACUGCAGGACUUUCCUCUCAGCGUGGAGUACUUUGAGAAGCUCAACCCUGAGUUCCUGCUGGACAUUGUAAAGAAGCUUCUAUCCCUUUGUCCUGACCAGUCUGUUUUGCAAGGACAACCUCUUUCUCCUCUGCUAAGACAGUCUGCCAUGAUAUUGGAGCCAGUGUUCAAGGUAGCUCCUGGGAUUAAGCAGGUUCUGUACAUAAUGGCCCAAAUUAGAUACCUCUCAGGUAACCUGAACACAGCACAGGCUAUUCUGCAUCCAUAUCUCCAGAUGAACCCCAGUUUUGCUGAUGGCCACCUGCUCAUGGCUCAGAUAUACCUGUCCCAGGGCAAUUACAAAGAGUGUUCCCACUCUCUGGAACUGGGACUCAGCUACAACUUCCAGGUUAGAGAUCAUCCAACCUACCACUUGAUUAAAGCCAGAGCACUGAAGAGGAUGGGCAACAUUGGAGAAGCAGUAACUAUAUUAAAAACAGCCAUUGGUCUGCCGGGAGUGAGGAAUUAUUCCAAUGUAAAGGGCAAAGAGUCAUUGGCUGACAUCAGUAUAAGCAACUGUGUCUCUGUAUAUCUGGAGUUGGCAGUGGCUUUACAAUUGAAUGGCGAGCAGCACGAAGCCUUCAAAGUCAUGCAAGAUGCCAUCCGCGAAUUUGCUGGAACCACAGAGGAACCUCGCAUCACUGUUGCAAACGUCGACUUGUCUCUCAGCAGAGAUGACGUUGAAACAGCGUUCAGCAUGCUCAGAAGUAUCCACCCCAAGCAGCCUUACUACAUCAAAGCUCAGGAGAAACUGGCGGAGAUCUACCUGCACAAGAAGAAAGACAGACGGCUUUACAUCAAAUGCUACAAAGACUUGAGUGAGCAGUUCCCAAAUCCGCAGAUUACCCUUCUCCUCGGCGAUGCAUAUAUCACAGUCCAGGAGCCCGAAAAAGCUAUUGAGGUAUAUGAACAAAUCUUGAAGAAGAACCCUCAUGAUGGACAAUUGGUGAGGAAGAUUGGUCAAGCUUUAGUUAAAACUCAUCACUACACCAAGGCUAUUCAUUACUUCGAAGCUGCACUAAAAAUUGGUGGACAGGACUUCUUGUGUCACGACUUUGCCGAACUCCUCCUGAAACUAAGGUUAUUUGAAAGGGCAAAGAAAGUUCUCAGACGGGCCCUGGAACACGAUUAUGUCAGCGAUUUAGGUGCCAUGGUGAAUGAUGUCAAAUACUUGAUGCUCCUGUCUAGGAUCUUCACCAGGACUCAUGAAAUAGAGGAAGCAGUAAAAACUUUAAACAAGGCAUAUGAACUACAGGGGCGCCUACUGAAGCGCCUGGUGGUGGAGCAGUCCGAUGCGAUUCCAGUCCAGAGUCAGUUGGCAUCCACCAUCUGUGCCCAGAUAGCCCAACUAUCAGUGGACCAACAGGACUACGACAAGGCAAUCCGAUAUUAUACAGAGGGACUAACAUUCGUAGAAAACGACCCAAAGCUAUUGAUAGAACUUGCACAGUUGUACCUGGCCAAAGGAGAUAGCAAUGCUUGCGAAUAUCAGUGUAUCAAGUUACUGAAGAACAUAGAAAACAAUAAUGACGUCAACAUGAUGAUGGCGGAUCUCAUGUUUAAAAAACAAGAAUAUGGACAAGCUCUGUUCUAUUACCGGCAACUGCUGCAAGGAUCACCAGACAACUUCCUGGUCUUAAGCAAAUUGAUCACAUUGUUCAGAAAAACAGGAAAACUUGAAAAAGUGCCAGAGGUUGUGAUGCUCGCAGAAAGGAAAUCACCGAAGACGGUGAUGGAGCCAGGAUUUAACUAUUGCCGUGGCCUCUACUUCUGGUAUACAGGGCAACCAAACGCAGCGCUGAGGCAUUUUAACAAAGCACGCAAGGACAGUGACUGGGGUCAAAACGCUGUUUACAACAUGAUCCAGAUAUGUCUUAAUCCUGACAGUGAGAUUAUUGGAGGCAAUGUGUUCGAAACCCUGGAUGACGACUUCAGUGGUGAGCCCAAUGAAAACGAAAUGGAUCAGCUUGCAGUCAGGACAGCAGAGAAGUUAUUGAAGGAGUACCAUGCUCACACACAACAGGAACAGGAACAACGCACAUUGCUGCAGAACAGCUGUCUGAUGGCCACCAAUGACCGGUCCAACGUGGAAAAGGCCCUCGAGGCAUUCACAGAGAUGGCCGCAGCUAAGAAGGAUCACGUGCCUUCACUUCUGGCAGUGGCUCAAGCCUGCAUGGUUUUGAAGCUGAUUCCUCGGGCUAGGAACCAGUUGAAAAGGAUAACAAAAAUACCCUGGAAUCUGAAGGAUGCCGAGGAAUUCGAGAAGAGCUGGCUCCUGCUGUCUGAUAUUUACAUUAAGGCAGGAAAAUAUGACCUGGCAAUGGACUUGCUGAAACACUGCUUACAGUACAACCAGUCGUGUUGCAAGGCGUACGAAUACACAGGGUUCAUCAUGGAGAAGGAGCAAUCCUACAUGGAUGCAGUUGCAAACUACCAAAUGGCUUGGAAGUGCAGCAGUGAGGCAAACCCUGCCAUUGGUUACAAACUAGCUUUCAAUUACCUGAAAGCAAAAAUGUACAUGCACGCAAUCGACAUUUGUCACAAGGUGCUGAGAAAUCAUCCUACUUAUCCAAAGAUUCGAAAGGAGGUUUUUGAGAAGGCUAGAGCAUCUUUUAAACCCUAGACAUUUCAAAUGUUUUUCAUUAUUUCAGGAAGUAUUGCAAAAAUGUACAAGAAUAAAU
Molecule: messenger RNA, 3958 nt
Organism: Amblyraja radiata (thorny skate)
Lineage: Eukaryota; Metazoa; Chordata; Chondrichthyes; Rajiformes; Rajidae
Product: tetratricopeptide repeat protein 21B
Exons: 27
Coding region: 40-3900 (1286 amino acids)
Biological process (GO): intraciliary retrograde transport; protein localization to cilium
Cellular component (GO): intraciliary transport particle A
Molecular function (GO): protein binding
Source: RefSeq, a predicted model, not a curated record